Messenger RNA from Rubroshorea leprosula, 1154 nucleotides. The record is from the annotation of a GenBank genome assembly. Lineage: Eukaryota; Viridiplantae; Streptophyta; Magnoliopsida; Malvales; Dipterocarpaceae.
UUCUUCCCAUAGAAAACACACCAAGAACCCUCCCAAGAAAAGGAGAGUUUUUUUUGGCACAAUAUAUGGCGAAGCAUCUUUUGUCAUUCUUCUUGUGCUUCUUCCUUUUCUUCUUUUCAAGCUCUUCUUCUUCGGAGGUUCAAAGUGUACCGGCGAUUUUUGUCAUCGGAGACUCCCAGGUCGAUGUAGGCAACAACAAUUACCUUCCCGUUUCCUUUGCUAAAGCAAAUUUCCCACACAACGGCAUCGAUUUCCCCGGCAAGAAAGCCACCGGACGGUUCUCCAAUGGCAAGAACGCAGCCGAUUUUCUAUAAUUGCUGAGAAAGUUAGGAGCUCCCAAAACACACAAGCUUUUAUCUAGAUCUCUUUUUACCAUUGUGAUCGGUAGCAAUGAUCUCUUUGACUACUUUGGCUCCCGGUCACAAAUCACCCCACGCCGGUUUGUGGAUAACAUGCUUAGCACGCUAAAAGAAGAGAUUAAGAGAUUACACAUGCAUGGCGCACGCAAAUUUCUUUUUACCGGGGUUGGGGUGAUUGGAUGCAUUCCUAAGGAAAGGGCUAAGAACGAAACCGAAGACUGCAAUCAAGAAAUAAACCACUGGGCCACCAAGUACAAUGAAGGACUGGUGUCAAUGUUGAAAGGGUUGAAAUCAAAGCUUCAGGGCAUGAACUAUACAUACUUUAACACCUACUCUUUAAUGCAAAAAAUCAUCAAACACCCAUCUACUUAUGGAUUCAGCGAGAUUAAGUCUGCUUGCUGUGGGCUUGGGAACCUUAAAGCGAUUGUCCCCUGUUUGCCUAUUGCAAACUAUUGUCCUAACAGGAAAGAUCAUUUGUUCUGGGAUCUAUACCAUCCAACAGAAACAACUGCUCGGAUUUUUGCUGAUGCAAUUUAUGACGGUUCGUCUGAGUAUACAUUUCCGAUAAAUUUGAGGCAGCUGGCUUCUGCCCCCUGAGGCUGGAUUAUAGAAAAGCAGGAGGCAUUCUCUAGGGUAAAAUGUCCCACAAAGCAUUUGUAUCAGUAGCAAUACUAUAAAUUUAUCAAAUUUAUAGGAGUUAAAAGAAUUGAAAAUACAGAAUUCUUUGAUGCUCAUUCCAAGUAUGGUAUCAAAGUAAAUGUAUGUUUCAAAUCCUAAUAAAAUUUUUGGCUUCAU